Messenger RNA from Musa acuminata AAA Group (dessert banana), 2080 nucleotides. RefSeq lists its product as uncharacterized. The transcript has 6 exons. Bases 90 to 1505 code for a protein of 471 amino acids. Gene Ontology annotation, biological process: positive regulation of ubiquitin-dependent protein catabolic process. Gene Ontology annotation, molecular function: cullin family protein binding. The record is from RefSeq and is a predicted model, not a curated record. Lineage: Eukaryota; Viridiplantae; Streptophyta; Magnoliopsida; Zingiberales; Musaceae.
GAUUCCCACGGAGAGGCUAAGCAAAUAACUUAUAACAUAGCUAACAGUCUCAAGGGUAGGGGGGUUGUUAUCGGGGAGAAGACGCCGCCAUGGACGAGGCGGAGGAGAUCCUUCUGAGUUCGCUGCGCAGUUCCGGCGUUUCGCUUCCUUCGGGCCUCUCCGCCUCCUCCUCUUCGAUCAAAGGUCUCUCCCCCGACGCCCUCGUCUCCGUCUGCGCUCAAUCUCUUCGCCUAAUCCGUGGCGCCGCCUCGGCGUCCCUCCCGACCUCGAUCCCGGAUGCCGCCGCGGAGCGGUUCAAGGUUUGCGCGGAUGUUGCCGCGGUCAUCAAGUCGAUCGGAUAUAAAGACGAUCUCAGCUUCCACCAGUUUCUAUAUCCAACAAAUGAGGAAUCGUACAAGUUGCUGAGGUUUUUAGUGGAGAGGCUAUCUGAAUCAAUUUUGAAUACAGGUGCAUCAGAUGAUACAACAACCAGUCAUGCUUCUGACAGCACCUUAGCUAGUGGUGAUAGUUCUAAUGAUACAUCAAAAUUGCUUACAGAGUGGCCUAAUAAAAUGUAUGAGAGUCAAGAUAUACAUGAUUUUCCAUGUACUUCCGGAAGAUCAGACAAAGAAUUACGGGAGAUAUCUGAUAUAGAUGUUACGGAAGUAAACACACAUGGGUUGCUUGGUGCUAGUGCAGUUCCAGGGCCACUGGAAGAGUCAGAUGAUGCAGGAUCGUUAUACGGGCAUCGGAAAUGUGAUAUAGAGAUUCAUUGCAAGGAGGGAAAUGUUGGAUAUGUUUCAGAACAACCAAGGAAUUCCACAGAGGUAUGUGCCAAUAAAGAGGAUACUGUGCAGGAAGAUAGUGAAUGUAUUGUUGAACUUGAACAGACACUGGCUUCUCUCCGGUUGGAAAAAUUGAAGCUAAGAAAUGAGACUGAGUGUUUGAAAGAUCAAGAGAAGUCAUUGAAGGAGAAAACACAGUCUAAAGUCUUCGAAAUUCAGGGUCUAGAAGCUGAGUAUGAGCUCCUAAAAGCAGCUGUGAAAAUGGCAUUUGAUGAUCAACAUUCUAUUGAGCUCUGUUUGAAAGAGCUCAAUGAGCAAGCAGAAGCAAGAAGGGGCAAUCUUGUGAAACUGGAAAUGCAAUGGAAUGCACUAAAAGGAACAGCAGAAGUGAGACCACUAUUGCUUGAGCAGUCGAUGCAUGCUCAAAAACCUGAACUGCAAGAAAGGCUAUUGAAAUUAAAAGAAAUUAAACAAGUGACAGAAGCCACAGUGUCAGAAAUUCACAGAAGGGAGGUUGAACAUGCUGAACUAAUUGUGGAGCUUGAUAAAUUGCCAAAAGUUCCUUCUAGAAAAUAUUACAUUGAUCGUGUGACUGAAAUAACAAAGAACAGCUGGAAACAAGACACUGACCUUCAUCGAAUAUUAAAGGAGAUUCGAGAAGUUCAGCUAGAGAGUAAUUCCAUACAGGAAAGGCUUCACAGGACAUAUGCUGUGGUUGAAGAAACAGUUUUCAGGUCCUAAGGGACCAUGGGAGGCUUCGGAGAGGCUGACCUUUGCGGACGGACACGCAAGGGUGCCGCACGACUUAGGCAAAACCAACUAUGUCUGUGACUGAGCGAUAUUAUUCGAAAUUUUAUACCUUGUAACUAUUAGUCUUAUAUGGAACUUUGAGUAUUCUGCUAAUGAUUUUUGUAGUUCAUCUGUAUUGAAGUCUGUUAUGACUGCUUUGUCUACGCAUGCUAUAUCUUAUUUCUUGUCUUAUUAUUAUUUUUCCUUCAAAAGAUCUGUCUUAUAUGGUGAAACUUCUUUCUUUAUCUGUCUUUUCUUAGAACCUCCCCUUAACAGUUUUUCCAUUGUAUUUUGAGUAUUGAUUUCUUUAAAUUGGGUUUCCAUCUUUUGAUCCACUGGAUGCUUUAAAUUCUAUAUGUGAAAAGUCUAGUUUCUUACGUUUAGUUAGUCUUGAUGUUCCUGAAGGGAUUUUUAGUUUUUCUAAUUGCAAUUGUUCUAACUUUUGUAUUUUUCCUAUAAGUUCUAUUUUGGUUUGGAUUAAAUAUUCUAGUAUUGUAUUCAGGAUAGCUGCUUAAUUUUGAUUACUA